Messenger RNA from Oryza sativa Japonica Group (Japanese rice), 1036 nucleotides. Its product is annotated as indole-3-acetic acid-induced protein ARG7. Gene Ontology annotation, biological process: response to auxin. The record is from RefSeq and is a predicted model, not a curated record. NCBI's taxonomy places the organism in Eukaryota, Viridiplantae, Streptophyta, Magnoliopsida, Poales, Poaceae.
CGUCCUAUAAAACGUCCCGCCCCGCCCACUCGAAAAGCCAGCUCCUCCAUUUCACCAACUCACACCCCCACACACGCCAUUAACUCACCCAACAGCAGCUAGCCGAGCCGAGCCAACCAACGGACGAACACCUCUCUGGCUCUCUCCCCCACCGCGUCGUCGUCGUCGUCGUCGCCGAUGGCCAAAUGCAGCAAGAUCCGCUACAUCGUCUGGCUCCGGCAGACGCUGCGGCGGUGGCGGUCCCGGGCCGCGGCGCGCGCGGCGGCGGAGGCGGUGCCGGCGGGGCACGUGGCGGUGUGCGUGGGCGGGGCGUCGCGGCGGUUCGUGGUGCGGGCGGCGCACCUGAACCACCCGGUGUUCAGGGAGCUGCUCCGGCAGGCGGAGGAGGAGUACGGCUUCCCGUCGGGCGCCUACUGUGGCCCCAUCGCGCUCCCCUGCGACGAGGGCCUCUUCGAGCACGUCCUCCGGCACCUCUCCUCGCCGUCCUCCGCCGCGCGGUUCGUCACCCUCGAGGACAUCCAGAGCGGCGCCCUCUCCUGCUGCUGCGCCGCCGCCGGCGACGCCCUCCCGCUCCUCCGCGGCAUUGCCACCGACAAGGCCGUGUGGUGAAUGCGAUGUGUGAUCCCACCCCUAGCUAGCCGCUCCGCUCGCCAUUGCGCGUGCGUGCAUGCGCGCGACCGUUCUUGCCACCAUUUUUUUUUUCUCUUCUCUUCUUGUCCUCUUUUUUCCCCUCUCCCUCCAUGGCCAUUUGAGAGGAGCUGAGACUCGCCGGAGCAAGAGAAAGAGAGAGAAAUCGGCGACCGGCCGGCGGUGGCGGUGAAGUGAGAUGGCUGAGAAAGUCUUAGGAUUUUGAGACGGCCAAGUCUAGUCAUCCAUUCCCUUGUCAAAUCCGGGAAAAUUAUUUAGCACCGGAGAUUUUUAUUCUUUCUUCUUCUUCUUCUUAUUUUCACUUAAUAAUUCGCCAGUGUAAAUAACUGUACUACUGCGAUUAUUCUGCCACCAUUUCAAGUGAAUUGAAACAUUCUUUCUUUACAAA